AAUGAGAGAAGCUAUUUUGGAGCUAAAGGCCUGGCUGGAAGAGAAUCCUAAAGUAGUGGCCCAUUUCCCAGUAGAAGUGCGCUUUGCCCGGUCUGAUGACAUAUUACUGAGUCCUUGCUAUCAGAAAGACAGCUGCUACAUGAACAUCAUCAUGUACAGACCAUAUGGCAAAGAUGUACCACGAGAACGAUACUGGCUUGCUUAUGAAGACAUCAUGAGAAAAUAUGAGGGCAGACCACACUGGGCAAAGGCUCAUGCAUGCACCAACAGAGAUUUUCAAAAGAUGUACCCCAGCUUUCAGAAGUUCUGCUCCAUCAGAGAGGAAUUGGAUCCAACUGGCAUGUUCUUGAAUACUUACCUGGAGAAAGUUUUCUACUAAGACUCAACAAUAUGAAAUUAGAUACUCUCAUCCCUGCAGUAAAAGAGUAUAACCCUGAUCAAACGCAUAUCAUGAACAUCUAAUGUAUAGACAGAAUCCUCAGGCUGGUCAAUACCUGAAAGUGUUACGUCUAAUUAUUCUGAUAUUUGUAUGAAUGUAAUCGUACUCAUUGGUGUUGUUUUAAUGCCACUGCUUUGAAAUUAUCUGCAAGAUAUCAAUAAUGUACUGAUCACCAAAAUAAACAAUUAACCCAUAAUAAGCCAACUGUGUAAUGGUGACUGAAAACAGUUUGCAUCAAUAGAUUUAGCAUUGCUUUAAAAUAAUUUAGUAUUUUCAGAUUUGUAAACUGCAGUUUCAUUUAUUAUGUCUCAUGAUCAUAAACAUGCCCAACAUUGUGUUCUUCUUUGCACUGUAAUUUUAAAUAUCAGCAGGUAGGUACAUGAUCCCCUGUCUAGUAAAACACUGCAUCAGGCAUCAAUGAAGCCACUAUGAGUUUAGGAAUGAAAAUCGGUGUUAUACAGAUAUAUUCAUAGUGCCUUUCUUGAUGUAGACCUAAACUAAAAAAACUUCUUUACAUUUAAGUAAGGAGCAAUCAGUUUACUAAUUAUCUCCUUAAAACUGGCAGGCUAUUAUUUCAUAGGUUUUUCCUUAUAAUGUCAUUAUUCUUACUUCCUGCAUUGUUGUACUUCUGUUUUCUGUAUGUUCUAGUUCAUCUAUUCAGAGAGGUGCACUCUCUGUAUUUUUUUUUUUACCAGACU
Protopterus annectens (West African lungfish) is the source of this 1137-nucleotide messenger RNA. RefSeq names its product L-gulonolactone oxidase-like. Gene Ontology annotation, cellular component: membrane. The record is from RefSeq and is a predicted model, not a curated record. NCBI's taxonomy places the organism in Eukaryota, Metazoa, Chordata, Ceratodontiformes, Protopteridae. Bases 2 to 379 code for a protein of 125 amino acids. Gene Ontology annotation, molecular function: D-arabinono-1,4-lactone oxidase activity. The transcript is spliced from 3 exons.